AAGUAAGAAACCUUGAAUUAUGAUGGUAAUCACCUUACCUUGGUUGCUACUUGUUUCUGUUUCACUGGCAUUCUGUUGCCUAGCUGCAGCCAGCCUUAAUGCGGCAACAAUGGCGGUUCAAGAGCUCGACCUCGUCAUGUCACUUCCAGGGGCGCCAAGCUGCUCAUCGGCAUUCAAGCAGUACUCUGGGUACGUCACGACAGACGAGCACCUCGGCAAGGCACUGUUCUAUUGGUUCUUCGAGGCUGCCGACAAGCCUGACGAGAAGCCACUGGUGUUGUGGUUAAACGGAGGACCGGGCUGUUCUUCCGUUGGGUUUGGGCAGGCUCAGGAGCUUGGACCAUUCCGUGUGAAGAAAGAUGUGCCUGAGCUUGAGUUCAAUCAAUAUGCCUGGAACAAAGCUGCCAAUUUGUUGUUCCUGGAUUCUCCAGCCGGUGUUGGAUUUUCAUACACGAACACGUCAUUCGAACAAGAUCCACCAGGAGACAAUUCAACCGCACACGGUUCAUACACUUUCCUGGUUAAAUGGUUCCAGAGGUUCCCCCAACACAAAAUGAAAGAAUUCUACAUAGCUGGAGAGAGCUAUGCAGGACACUACAUUCCCCAGCUUGCUAAUCUCAUCGUGGAGGAGAACAAGAAAACCUCUGAAGAAAACUACAUAAACUUCAAAGGCAUCCUGAUCGGGAAUGCCUACAUGGACGGCGACACCGACUUGCAGGGGAUCGUGGACUCCGCGUGGCACCACGCCAUCAUCUCGGACACGCUCUACAGCACCUUCCUGAAAUCCUGCAACUUCAGCAUGGAGAUCCUAUCUGCUGACUGUGAGGCUGCCCUGGUCGAGUUCGACAGUCUCUACAAGCUCGUGGACAUCUACAGCCUCUACACCCCGUACUGCGACCUCGGGUACCCGGCUUUCAACGCGUCGUCCUCCUCGGCGCAGACCAGACGGGCCAACGGCCGUUCUGAUUUUCUCAAGAUGACAAUGGGCUACGAUCCAUGCACACAGACGUAUGCCACCGAGUAUCUGAACCGUGAGGACGUGCAGAGAGCUCUGCAUGCCAACACCACGGGCGUGCCGUAUCCCUAUGCUCUUUGCCGUAAUUCUAUCAGCAGCAUAUGGAAAGAUUCUGACAUGACGGUUGUUCCGAUCGUCAAGAAGCUCGCGCAGGAAGGGCUCCGCAUAUGGAUUUUCAGCGGUGACACGGAUGCGAGAAUCCCUACCACCUCCACGAGGUACACUCUGAAGAAGCUCGGCCUGUCGAUCAAGGAGGACUGGGCGCCAUGGUUCAGCCACAAGCAGGUUGGUGGAUGGACAGUGGUGUAUGAUGGCUUAACAUUUGUCACGGUGAGAGGAGCCGGGCACAUGGUGCCAUCCUCUCAGCCCAAGCAGGCGCUCCAGCUCUUCAAGCACUUCCUGGCCGGCAAGAACCUGCCCUCCAAGCCGUUCUAGAGAUAGAACAAACCCCGGAUCGAUCAGCACGUUUUCUGAAUAAUUAAGUAUCGUCCGCGUUCGUGAAUAAUCGAUCUCAACAUGAUUUUGUUUU
Molecule: messenger RNA, 1544 nt
Organism: Brachypodium distachyon (stiff brome)
Lineage: Eukaryota; Viridiplantae; Streptophyta; Magnoliopsida; Poales; Poaceae
Product: serine carboxypeptidase-like 34
Exons: 10
Coding region: 20-1450 (476 amino acids)
Biological process (GO): proteolysis
Cellular component (GO): vacuole
Molecular function (GO): serine-type carboxypeptidase activity
Source: RefSeq, a predicted model, not a curated record